AAUAUUAUUGAAUACAAUAUUCUUAUCUUCGUUCUCUCUUCGACCAAUGUAACGAAUAGAGAAAAAUAAAUUCGGCAAUUUCUGAGCUUCUCAGCUGUAACAGUUUAAUCAUAAUAAGAAAUAAUAUUAUGUGUAGUUGUAAGUGUUUACUAUUUUGUAGCCAUGUGCGUAAUAAUAUCAUAAUAAUAUUAUCGUACACGCAGAACCGCAACGGAUUAAAAAUAAAUCAUACCGAUUAUCGAUAAGACGCACUGGGCCGCGGUCGUCGUCUUUCGCUAGUCGCGACCCUCUCCCAUUGUUUCGAGUGUGUGUAUCUGUUAAAAGAGGGGACUGCAGAAAACGCGCGCAUGCGCACAAUCGAAACGAAGAGACUGAUACUUAAAGCUAAGAGAGCAAACGGAGUAUGACGGAAAUCGUACGUUGACGAUAUGCACAAAAACGGGUGAUUUGCAUAAUAUAGACGGUGGCAAAAUGAACGCUGUAAAGUAUACAGUUUUUCACGCCGUUCCAUUAACGACUUAAGUACGAAAUAAUCGAUCAUAUGAGAAAAUUGAUUUUUGGUUAGUUUUCUAACAUUCUUAGAAAAUGACCGUGUACCUACCUAGUUAGUAGUUUUUAAUCUUCGUUCCGAUCUCCGUCCGCUCCUCUACGGUGACAAUAAUAAUAAUGAUUUAUUAUUAUUAUAUUGUAACGACGAUGUACGAAUUAAACACACGAACGCCAGUGGGCUAAUAUUCGCAAGUAUGCGUUAGAAUUCAAAUGAAACGACGUGACAGGUAUCACACGUGUUGAUCUUCCACCUGUUGGCCAUAUGUUUUUAUCCUGUAGACAUCGAUCCCCGCACGCGCCCACCACCACACAGUCGUCGUGUGGCGACGGCGUCGGUGUAUCCAUCGAUGACUGCUGCCGCCGCUGUUUUAUAUACACGGUCCCCGAGAUUUUUUAUAAUAGAUAACGAAAUAAUAAUUGAUCCCUGAUCCCUCUUCGUCACAAUCGAAUAAUCUUAAAACUGUUGUUCUCAGCCGUCAUCGACGUCAUUUUACAAUAUAUUUUUUUCGUCCGUUCGUCGAUGGUAGUUCAGAGUGUAUAGUCAUCAAGUGAAUACUGAUUGCAACACCGCCACCAGUUCUCCAGUAUUAUGUAUUUCUUCAAACUGAUUAAAAGAGAAUAUGCGGGAACCGUUAAGAGCGAAUACCAGACGGCCGCCGACGCACAGUCGGUGGUCGCCACCAUGCCGUCCGCACGCGAACACCACCACCAACAGCCGCCGCCGCCGCCGACGCCGGCCACUGCGACGCCGGUGCUCACGGUGCUUCAGUACCAGCGGCCGCGGACGUACACCAGCACGGGCGUCGCCCUGUCGCUGCCGCCCAAGAAGAAGGACAUUUACCGGCCCUAUUCGCUGGACGACCACAAGCCCAUAAAGUGGCCGCGGCCCGAGGAGGACAUCAGCGCCGCUCAAGCCAUACUCGACCUGAGCGCAUCGACGCCGGUGGUCGUCUGCCGACCGCCGCCGCCGCCGCCGGCUCAACAACUGCAACAGACUCCGCCGCCGCCGCCGCCACCGCCGGCCAUUCCGAUUCAACAACCGUCGGUCCCGACGCCGCCGACACCUCAACAAGUCGUACCGACCGCCGUCAAACAGCAACCGACCGAACAACAACUGCAACAACUGCGCCCGCCACCGCCGUCCAUACCUUUGUCGACGGUGACCACCGUGACGACGACCACCAGCAAAACGGUAGCUUAUACGUACGAAGCGUUUUUCGUCAGCGACGGCCGAUCGAAACGCAAGUCUUCGGCCGCCGCGGCGGUCGCCGCAGCUUCGGCGUCCUCUGCGUCCGGCUCGGCGGCCUCGUCCGCGUCCGGCGAAGAGUGCGCCGCCGACGACAAGUCGUCCGUCGGCGCGGCCUCGGUGAUCGGCGCCGACUUUGCCGGCGCGACGGCCAACCGACCGUCCAAGUACACGUGCUCCGAGUGCGGCAAGCGGUACGCCACGUCGUCGAACCUGUCCCGACACAAGCAAACGCACCGGAGCUUGGACUCGCAGUCCGCCAAGCGGUGCAACGUGUGCGGCAAGCCGUACGUGAGCAUGCCCGCGCUGGCCAUGCACCAGCUCACGCACAAGCUCACACACGCGUGCGGCGUGUGCGGCAAGAUGUUCAGCAGGCCGUGGCUGCUGCAGGGCCACUUGAGGUCGCACACCGGCGAGAAGCCGUACGGUUGCGCUCACUGCGGCAAAGCGUUCGCCGACCGUUCCAACCUGCGCGCCCACAUGCAGACCCACUCGGGCGACAAGAACUUUGCGUGCCCGCGGUGCUUCAAGUCGUUCGCCCUCAAGUCGUACCUGAACAAGCAUCUGGAGUCGGCCUGCCUGCCCGUGGCCACCGCCGCGGCCGCCACCGUCACCGCGCCCGAAUCCCCUUCGUCACUUUCUUCGUCGUCGUCGUCGUCGUCGUCAUCGUCGUCGUCGUCGGCGUCGUCUACGUCUUCGUCUUCGUCGUCGUCUUCGGCCUCGGCCGCCGCACUGUCACCGUCGCACCAACAUCACUCGCCUGCACAUUUGCAACUUCUCCAACAGCAGCCACACCAUCACACGACUACCGCCGAAAUCACCAAUCUCAACUUGUUACGUCCAACGGUACUGCACACUGCCUAAACCGGCGCGCAUCACAUAUCCGUUCAGACGCGCAUCAUCCUGCGCGCGCGUGCGUGUCACUCAUUUUCUGGUCAUUAUUGUAAUUUUUUUUUUUUUUUUUAACUAUUUUAUUAUUACUUUCAUGUGUCUUUCUUAUUAUCAUAUUCUGGUCGUAUGUUAUAGUCAAUUUUUUCGAAAAUCUUUAAAAUCUAGUUCAUUUUAUUUUUAUUAUUAAACGGUUAGAGGUGGGUAUUUUUUAUUAUAAUAUUAUAUUAUUUUCACAUUUAAACACUAGUCACGAGUUUCUAGUCAAUGUAUAUUCUGCAGAUAAUAUUUAGAUGUUUAUAUAAAUAUAUGUAUAUUUUUUUUAAAUUUAUUUACCGUAACAAAAUUUCAACACACAAAAUAUAUUCUAUCGGUUUAAGUUUUUUAUUUCUUUUCUUUACUUUUAUUUUUUCAUUCGCGAAAGGGGGCGUGCAAUAGCGUGUUUUGUUUUGUUUCGGCGUUACAGUCAAUUUUUAUUUAAAUAUAUUAUUACUAUUAAUACUAUUACUAGUUUAUCUGUUUAUUUUAAAUCAUAUCAUGUUUUAAUUUUUUCAUUAAGCGGACAUUAUAUUUGCAUGAAAUCUCACAUUAUUAUUAUAGCCUCUAAAUAGUCUAGAAGUUAAAUACAAAUGUGCGGUUGGUUCCUAACCUUGCACAACCCUGUGUAUAGUAUAUAGCAAUAUUUGCCAGUGGUUGAUUAAUGCGUAAAUACAUUAUAUGUAUUAUAAUUUAUAAGCAACGUGUAUUAUUUAAACACGUUUAAACGUGUGUUUUCGUUUUUUUUUUUUACAUAUAUAUUAUAUUGUAUUAUAAUUUUAAUUCUUUUUAAUUUUAAUUGGAUGUAUACACGCGUAUAUAUCAGAGUGUGUGGUCUAGUCAUUUAGAUUUAAGUAGAGCUACUGCGAGAGUGGUAUGAACUAUACUGAAAAUAUAUAAGAGAAUGCGAUCUCAAAAAAAAAAAAAAUUAAAAAAAAAAAUAUUGAAUGUUAAAAAAAAAUCAACGUAAUUAAUUAUGUUAUAUUAAUUAUUAAUAUUGUAUUUUGUAAAUAAAGUUUAAUAGACAUUAAGCGGUUUUUCGUAUAGUUAAAUAAAUUAUAAAUAAAAGACUAAAAUAAAUUGUGGUAAUUAUGUGGUCAUAAUAUCAAUAUGAUAUAGUCGAUGUUGGGAAAACUCCUAGUAAAUAUUGCAUUUACCCGUGUUUUUGUUCGAAGCCCAAUAUUUGAGAUUAGAUGGAAGAGAUUAGAGUACAAAAACUGAGACACCAAAAAUUGUUUUUUGUAGAUUAAAAUAUUAAUUAUGUUACAUAAUAUAGUUUUAAGAAAAUUUUAAUAUAGUGAAAAAGCAAUAACGUAACCAACUCGUCUGCUCAAUAAUGUAAUAAAAUUAGGGACAAAAAAAAUAAUUAUUAAAAUAUUAUAUUUCUUUUCGAAUUUCAAAUAUUAUUAUAACUAUAUAUUACAAAUAUUUAUAUUAGAUGUACUUUUUCUCUACACGUUAAUAAACACUAUGAUAAAAUUUAUUUUGUUUUUGUUUUCUUCUCUUUCUAUAAUGUCUCGGUGUAUAUAUACUAUAAAUAUAUAUGUGUAUGUAACAUAUAUAUUAUAUAAAUAAAAACCUUUGUAAACUUUAUAUUUUUCGUCCAAAAACCUUGGACUCUCGUGUAAGAUGUUUAACGAUGAUAUACUUUUAAGGAAACUCAUACAUUUAAGUACGUAUUCGAAAAGCAAUAAAAUUGUAGAGGGAGAAACGGGAGCGUGAACGAUAACGCCUUCCGGGAGCCUCUUGUAGAGCGUAGAGCAAUAAUUUUGUGAAACCUAUAGCAAUAUAUUAUAUCAUAAUAUAUUAUUGUGUAUUUUACAUUUGUAUUCAUUCAUUUAUUUAUAUUAUUUUGAUUUUGAUUUUUAUUUAGAGUUGGACGGAGGUAUUAGGUACCUCUGGUACCUAUUAUAAUAUCAUAGUAUUAUAGCUCGGAAGUGAAUAUUAUUAGAACGACCGAGCACCGCGUCCAUAGUUUUGUUUAUAUUUGAAUUUUUAAAUUUAUUGAAACUAUUUUUUUGUACAUUUUUUUAUUAUUAUUAUUAAAAUGAUAUGUUAACAUAUUAUAUAUAUAAUGUAAACUUAUUUAAUAUAUAUAGGUAUGUAUAAUAUACACAUAUGCGCGGUGGUAGAAGCAAUUAUAAUAUUAUUAUUGUAACACUACAGCAGUGCAUUAUAGUAUAAUAGGUGGGUAUAAUAAUAAUGAUGAUAUUUUUGGACGCCGUUUUUCAAUGAUUUAAAAUAAAAAUUGUUUAAAAAAAACACACAGUGGCCUUGAAGAAUUCGUUUUUAAGACUAUAACGUACCCAAAAAUAUAUAAUAUAUAUAUAUAUAUACACAAUACAUAAAGAGUGAAAAAGAGAAUCAUUUUUGGACGUUUAAUGUGAGAGCGGAACAGGCAUAGAAUCCAGCAACUAUAGAGGUUAAAUUUUUAAUAAGCACGUACUUAAAUCAAUGUAAUUAUCAUUGUCCAUUCACAAUAUCGUCAUCGAUAUAUAAUAUAUAUUCAGAAGCAUACCUAUAACCCGUCCAGUUAAGGCAACCAUCGUUACGAUUUAAAAAAAAAUAGUUCGUAAACUAAUAUUAUACUGAAAACAAUACUACAAUAUUAAUUAUAGAAUAAUAUUAUGUUUUUUAAUAUAAUAUAGUUAUAUGACCAUUUUUUUUUAUAUUUUAAUGGUUGUCGAGUACGAACUGGUCGAGUUAUAAUAAAAUAAUAUAAUAUGUAAAGUGUUAUUACGAUAUUUCAACGCUGCCUCUGUUCGUCAAUACAAACAACGUUUUACUGAUGACAAUUUAUUGUUGUAAUAGUAUAUGUAUGCAAUGUGUUGUUAUUAUAAUGUACCCGGUAAUUUUUUAACGUUUUUUUUCUAAUGUGACCGCGAUAUUAGGGUUUACGAUAUAAUAUGACUUGAUUGAAAAUUGUAAGACCACGUACGAUUGUGUCGUAAAUCGGCAAAGCAAAAAUAUUUAUAUGAUAUUAUAUUGUAGGUGUUAAUAAGUCAUUUAUCUGUUUUUUUUUU
Messenger RNA from Aphis gossypii (cotton aphid), 5742 nucleotides. Its product is annotated as transcriptional repressor scratch 1-like. Gene Ontology annotation, biological process: regulation of transcription by RNA polymerase II. Bases 1139 to 2659 code for a protein of 506 amino acids. NCBI's taxonomy places the organism in Eukaryota, Metazoa, Arthropoda, Insecta, Hemiptera, Aphididae. Gene Ontology annotation, cellular component: nucleus. The transcript has 2 exons. The record is from RefSeq and is a predicted model, not a curated record. Gene Ontology annotation, molecular function: DNA-binding transcription factor activity, RNA polymerase II-specific; RNA polymerase II cis-regulatory region sequence-specific DNA binding.